GAACGCAAAGUAAUGACCGACGAUGAAGUUUUCGAGGAAUUACGAAAGUUAUGUUGUCUCUCGGACCCGAAAGAGGUCUAUCAGAUGCAGCAAGAAGUGGGAAAAGGAGCUUCCGGAAGUGUUUUUAUCGCACUCGACAAACAAACUCGGCAACAAGUUGCAAUUAAAGUCAUGAAUAUCGACACACAACCAUCGAAAGAAUCUUUAAUUAACGAAAUUCGGGUCAUGAAGGAUUUUGCGCACCCAAAUUUGGUUAAUUUUUUGGACUCUUUCUUCAUUGAGACGGCAUUCAAGCGGCAAUUAUGGGUCGUGAUGGAAUACAUGAGUGGCGGACCAUUAACAGACAUUGUCAUUGAAACGGUGAUGAAGGAGCAUCAAAUUUCCUAUGUGACACGAGAAACGCUCAAAGCGCUGAAAUUUCUGCAUGACAAGGGAGUCAUUCACAGAGAUAUCAAAUCGGAUAAUGUCCUGAUGGGACUCGAUGGCAGAGUGAAAGUUACGGAUUUUGGGUUUUGUGCGAACGUACAAGGCGAUGAGAAACGGAUGACGGUGUGUGGGACGCCGUAUUGGAUGUCGCCAGAGAUUGUAACGCGAAAAAAGUAUGGAAAAAAGGUCGACAUCUGGUCCCUCGGAAUAAUGAUAAUAGAAAUGCUCGACGGAGAGCCUCCCUACAUGAACGAGACCCCUUUCCGUGCCGCCUACUUGAUCGCUGCCAAUGGAAGACCGCAAAUCAAGACCACAGGAUUGUCGGCACCGCUAUCUGACUUCCUUGAUCGAACGUUGGAAGUGGAUGUCGACAAGCGCGCACCUUGUCAUGAACUUCUAAACCACGAAUUCAUCGUAAAAAACAACGGAGAAGCCAAAUCAGUCAUUCCACUGGUGAAAGUUGUGCAAAAAAUCAAAAAACAAAAGUUUUAA
Messenger RNA from Culicoides brevitarsis, 918 nucleotides. Its product is annotated as serine/threonine-protein kinase PAK 1-like. Lineage: Eukaryota; Metazoa; Arthropoda; Insecta; Diptera; Ceratopogonidae. Gene Ontology annotation, molecular function: ATP binding; protein serine/threonine kinase activity. The coding region runs from base 13 to 918 and encodes 301 amino acids. The transcript is spliced from 2 exons. The record is from RefSeq and is a predicted model, not a curated record. Gene Ontology annotation, biological process: protein phosphorylation; regulation of MAPK cascade; regulation of axonogenesis. Gene Ontology annotation, cellular component: cytoplasm.